CCGCCGAGUUGGCCGACAUCCGCAAGGGUGUUCGGAUGAUCUUGGCCCACGGGGACCUGUUGGAUGGCGAGGCGAACGAGUGGUUCGCGGCGCCUCCUGCUUUCUUUGAUCCGUUUUUCUAUCGCGAGAUGGAAAAGAUGGAGAAGCAGUUCCAGAGGGAGAUCGAGAAGGCCCAGGAAUUCGACAAGUCGGACCCCGCGACCGUCCAGGAUCAAGCGUUCCAACCUCUCGAGGACCACGAGAUCGACGUCGCGUACUUGGCGAGUAGUCGUACCUGUGCGCCCUCUUCGUCGCCCCAGCCUUCGCCAUCGCCGCCUCCCGUUGCGUCGUCGUCCCAAGCCGUCUUACAGGUCUUGGACUUUUCCGACAACUACAGCGAGACCUCGGCCGAGUCCACCAAGGCCGAUUCGGAUGAAGACGCGGAGGGUGAAGAAGACGGGUCUGCCGGCAACGAGAACGCCGACGACGGGAAAGUCGACGACGAGAACGUCGGGGACGAGAACGUCGAGGACGAGGGCUCCGUCGCCGCGGGUGAGACUGCCA
Messenger RNA from Mycena citricolor, 543 nucleotides. Lineage: Eukaryota; Fungi; Basidiomycota; Agaricomycetes; Agaricales; Mycenaceae. The record is from the annotation of a GenBank genome assembly.